Messenger RNA from Scophthalmus maximus (turbot), 1741 nucleotides. It is a transcript of the gene msmo1, whose product is annotated as methylsterol monooxygenase 1. Gene Ontology annotation, molecular function: iron ion binding; C-4 methylsterol oxidase activity. Bases 185 to 1069 code for a protein of 294 amino acids. The transcript is spliced from 6 exons. Gene Ontology annotation, biological process: sterol biosynthetic process. The record is from RefSeq and is a predicted model, not a curated record. Lineage: Eukaryota; Metazoa; Chordata; Actinopteri; Pleuronectiformes; Scophthalmidae.
CCCGCGGACCAAUCAGGGUCGCCGCUCGGCCCCCCGACGUCAGUCUCCUCUCCUCUCGGGCCAAUCGCAUCGCUCGAUCUCACUGUACAUUUACGCUGGCCUUCCGCCUUUGGCUCAGGUAGACAGGACCUGGACGGGACGUACCGAGGAAAGUCUUCUCUCCAGACCUGCUUGUCACCUCGCUAUGUCCAUCAUGGCGGUCAACGGCUCGGCAGACAUCUUGAGCUCUGCCUACCUCGCGGUGGAGUAUGUGGACGCAGUGCUGCCGAAGAACCCCCUCCAGCCCUCCCUGGAGCACGCGUGGGGCUACAUGCUGGACAACUACACCAAGUUUCAGAUUGCCACAUGGGGGUCGCUCAUCGUCCACGAGUUCAUCUACUUCUUCUUCUGCCUGCCUGGUUUCCUCUUCCAGUUCAUGCCCUUCAUGCAAAAAUACAAGAUUCAACAGGACAAGCCGGAGACCUGGGAGAAACAGUGGAGGUGUUUCAAGAUGCUGCUGUUCAACCACUUCUGUAUCCAGCUGCCUUUAAUCUGUGGGACUUACUACUUCACUGAAUUCUUCAACAUCCCAUACGACUGGGACUCCAUGCCGCGCUGGCCCUACGUCCUGACCCAGUGCUUCGGUUGUGCCGUCGUCGAAGACACCUGGCACUACUUCCUCCACCGGCUGCUGCAUCACCGCAGGGUCUACAAGUACAUCCACAAAGUCCACCACGAGUUCACUGCUCCGUUCGGCAUGCAGGCCGAAUACGCCCAUCCUGCUGAGACCCUCAUCCUGGGAGCUGGUUUCUUCAUCGGCAUCAUGAUCUUCUGUAACCACGUGUUCUUCCUCUGGGCCUGGGUGUCUUUCCGUCUGCUGGAGACCAUUGACGUCCACAGUGGCUAUGACAUCCCUCUGAACCCGCUCCACCUGAUUCCGUUCUACGCCGGCACCCGUUUCCACGACUUCCACCACAUGAACUUCGUCGGUAACUACGCCUCCACCUUCACCUGGUGGGACAGGCUGCUGAAGACGGACAACCAGUACAACAAGCACAUGCUGAAACAGGAAGUCAAGAAGGAGCAGUAAACCACUCCGCGCCCCCACAAACUCACAAACCUAUUUUUGUCAGGAGGAGGCAGUGAGUCUCACAGUGAGCACACAAACAGGUCGCCUCAGUACACUAGCUAAAUAAAAAACACACUAAAGGUAUGUACUUAAAAUGAAUCAGCUCUGCUGUGAUUUAGAUUCUGAAUCAGGCUGCGUGUUGACUACAGCCCACCUUCUGUGCCUCGCUGCAAAAGAAGUAUUGUUGUCUGCUUCUGUCAACAGCUGCUCGCUGAAUAAAAAAAAUCCUCUCCAUCCUCGAUUUGAUCUGUUGCUUUGUCGUCGUACCCGCGACCGUUCUUGAGAAAUGCUUCUGUAUGUCUCUGAAUCUUUCAGCACUUUAAGCGCUUCCUCUCGAGUUGAACUGAGUCACGCUGACACAGUUUUUACUCUCUUUAAGUUGCAGUUCAAACAGGAACUGUCUAAACUCGGUGCUGACUUCUGAAACAAGUCAGGCAUGUUUGAUGCAAAAACAUAUUUUUUUUGAUGGGAUUCGCCCCAUGUGGAACUUCCGAGAUGUUCGAGCUUAUAUUUUUUUGAAGACUUUAACAAUAAUCCAAAAUGCUGUUAUAAUUUUUUACAAAAAGAAACAUUGGACCUGUUUUGUUUUUCUGUUUUUGUCAUAUUGGAAUAAAAUACUUGAACAAAAUUGAA